Messenger RNA from Alexandromys fortis (reed vole), 545 nucleotides. RefSeq names its product alpha-amylase 1B-like. Gene Ontology annotation, biological process: carbohydrate metabolic process. NCBI's taxonomy places the organism in Eukaryota, Metazoa, Chordata, Mammalia, Rodentia, Cricetidae. Bases 8 to 532 code for a protein of 174 amino acids. The record is from RefSeq and is a predicted model, not a curated record. Gene Ontology annotation, molecular function: alpha-amylase activity; cation binding. The transcript is spliced from 4 exons.
CUAUAAAAUGGCAGUUGGAUUUAUGUUGGCUCAUCCUUAUGGAUUCACACGAGUAAUGUCAAGUUACCAUUGGCCAAGAUAUUUUGAGAACGGAAAAGAUAUCAACGAUUGGGUUGGACCACCAAAUGACAAUGGAGCAACCAAAGAAGUGACGAUAAAUGCAGACACCACUUGUGGCAAUGGCUGGGUCUGUGAACAUCGAUGGCGCCAGAUCAGGAACAUGGUUGCCUUCAGAAACGUAGUCGGUUUUGAGCCUUUCUCAAACUGGUGGGACAAUGGCAGCAACCAAGUAGCUUUUGGCAGAGGAAACAAAGGCUUCAUUGUCUUUAACAAUGAUGACUGGUCAUUGUCAACAACUUUACAAACUGGUCUCCCAGCUGGUACAUACUGUGACAUCAUUUCUGGAGAUAAAAUUGAUGGCUAUUGCACCGGAAUUAAAGUCUAUGUUUCCGGUGAUGGCACUGCACAGUUUUCUAUUAGUAACACUGCCGAAGACCCAUUUAUUGCAAUCCAUGUAGAAUCAAAACUCUAAAAUUUAAAAUAAA